Molecule: messenger RNA, 699 nt
Organism: Plasmodium gallinaceum
Lineage: Eukaryota; Apicomplexa; Aconoidasida; Haemosporida; Plasmodiidae
Product: fam-h protein
Exons: 2
Coding region: 1-699 (232 amino acids)
Source: RefSeq, a predicted model, not a curated record
AUGAACAAGAAAAAUAAUAUUUUUCUUAUCCCUAAUAUUAAUAAAUAUACUGGAUACUAUUCUCAUUUAGACAAAAACUUUAUUACUGCAUAUAUGUCAACUUCAAAUAUAAACAUGAAAAAGGAGAAAAGAAACAUAUUAAAUUUUCUUAUAAAUUUUUUUAUAUUUAUCCUUUUAAUUUGGAUAUUACAGUGUUUUAAUAAUUGUGAUUCUUGUAGUUUGUGGAAUAACAAAAGAGAUUUAAAAAGCGUAAUAAAUGUAGAUAUUAAAAGAUCAUUAGCAGAAAGUAAAAAUACAACGGAACAAAUAAGUGAAGAAUUAAAAUGUUAUAAAGAAAAAGAUACAAUAGAAAUAGAUUUAAAUUCAAGGAAUGAUCAAAGAGAAAUGGAAGAGAAUAUAGAAGUAGAACUAAAAAAUGAACUAGAGACAAUGAAGGAUAAUGAAAAAGUAAAAACGAGUGAGGGAAUUUUGCAAUUUUGUAAAGGUUGUUUAAAAAUUGUUUCCUUAUCUAUUGCCUUUAUCUUAUCAUUUUGUUCGUCUGUAUUAAUUACAGCAGAGAGUCCUCACUUUGGUCCAAAAACUCCUUAUGAUAGAUCAAAUAUUCAUUCAUUAACUAUAUUAACUAAUUUAUCUCUUAUGAUAAUUUCAAUUAUUUUAAUACACGAACGAGUUGUAAUAAAAUAUAAAAAAAAACGUUAG